Messenger RNA from Populus nigra (black poplar), 1927 nucleotides. Its product is annotated as cyclin-T1-3-like. The record is from RefSeq and is a predicted model, not a curated record. NCBI's taxonomy places the organism in Eukaryota, Viridiplantae, Streptophyta, Magnoliopsida, Malpighiales, Salicaceae. Gene Ontology annotation, cellular component: nucleus; cyclin/CDK positive transcription elongation factor complex. Bases 288 to 1580 code for a protein of 430 amino acids. The transcript has 7 exons. Gene Ontology annotation, molecular function: cyclin-dependent protein serine/threonine kinase activator activity. Gene Ontology annotation, biological process: regulation of transcription by RNA polymerase II; positive regulation of DNA-templated transcription, elongation.
AACGCUUCACGCGUUUGAGAUGACGAAAGCACGUCCACCAUCAGAGUCAACGUCAACUUCACUGAAAUAGAAGGGGAAAAAAUAAAAAAGCAAGAAAAAUAGAAGAGCUUCAAACGGUAACCUAAAAGCCAGGGUUACUGAAAAGCGACUGUUGCAUCCCCUGAUCCUUCCAUCUUCUCCAGGAAACUGGAUCGAGGGGUGAUUUUUUAAGUAAGGAAAGUGCGUUUAGCAGUCAUAUCUUGGGCAGUAUAUUUAGAGCUCUCUUCCAUUGAGAAGAGAAGUUGAGGAUGGCUAGGAUUGCAACUAGCAUGCACUUGCCGAAGGAGCCUCAGUAUCAUACACGCAAGUGGUACUUCAGCAGACAAGAAAUUGAAGAUUUUUCCCCUUCUAGAAGGGAUGGUAUUGACGUUGAGAAGGAGUCUCAAUUACGGAAAUUGUACUGUUCAUUUAUUAAAGAGCUCGGCGUGAAGCUUAAAGUGCCCCAGGUGACAAUAGCAUGUGCAUUGAUAUUGUGCCACCGGUUUUACAUGCGUCAAUCUCAUGCAAAGAAUGAUUGGAAGACAAUGGCAUCUGCAAGCAUGUUUCUUGCUUGCAAACUGGAGGAAACUCCGCGCUUGCUGAGGGAUGUUGUUGUUGUGGCUUAUGAGCUGAUGCACAAAAGGGAUCCUUCUGCCUCACAUAGAAUCAGGCAGAUAGGAUUUUGCAGUAGUCAGAAGGAAUUGCUUGUAACCGGAGAGAGACUUUUAUUGGCAACAAUUGGUUUUGAUCUUGAUGUCCAACUUCCUUACAAGCCACUUGUAAAUGCUUUGAAGAAAUUGAACAUAUACCCAGAUCUUGCAAAAGUAGCUUGGAAUUUUGUGAAUGAUUGGCUUUGCACAACUUUAUGCUUGCAGUACAAGCCCCAUUACAUUGCAGCUGGUUCCAUGUAUCUCGCUGCCAAAUUUCAAAAGGUGAAACUUCCUACAGAGAAGGGAAAUGUCUGGUGGCUGGAGUUUGACAUUUCACCUAAACAAUUAGAAGAGGUCAUCCAACAGAUGGCCAGGUUGUUAGAGCAAGAUCCAAAAAGGACUCUUCCGGCAACGCAUGGGAGGGUUCCACAAUCUAAAGCUUCUGCCAAGAAGAUGGUUACCAGUAGUGCGCAAUCAGCUGUUACAAGUGUAUCAAUGUCUAAUUCACUUGCUAGCGAUGGGGCUGUGAUGGAAGCUUCAUCCUCAUCUGACAGAAACACCAGCCUGAAUGAAGUUUUACCAUGUCAAACAAUUGAUAGUGGUGCAAGCAGUGUUGUUGAGGAUGGUGAUGGUAAGAAUCAGCCAAGAACAGGGGACUAUGAGUUGAGCUCCAGCAGCAAUAUUGCCCCAUCUUAUAAUUCCCAUCAUAACAUUGAUGUCCACCAGAUUAGAGAGACAUUAAAGAGACGGAGAUGCCAGAUAGCUGCAAAAAGUAGAGCUUCGUUGUCCAAUGAAACCAUGGAUGCUGAGUUAGAUACGGAAACCUGGAUAGAAAGGGAGCUAGAAGAAGGGAUAGAGUUGCAAAUUGCUCCUUCAGAGAAGAAACGAAGGAAGGUGCGAUUCGGAGGAUAAGAGCUAAAUAGUUAAGUUACAUAUAGUUGAACGAGUUUCAGUAUUCAGAAAUACAAAUCUUUCUUGGCGUCCUGCAAUUGUCAGGCAAGUUUUAGAAUAACCUCGGAAACACUAUUCUUGUCAUUUAUUGAUUCCUGAGAAUAUCAGCUAAAGUAGACACAUAUAGUUAUAACAUUUUUUGCAUCGAAUAUUUUCAUUAGAGCGAGAGUAUUAAAUUUGUGAAGUUGUAGAUCAUAUAUUACAAGAGAUUUUGUAAUUGUUAGCAGCAGCGGCAUCCAUGCUAGGAAAUAAUUCAGCAUGUUGUUUUUCUGCGCUUCUUCAAGGGAAAAUUAAGAAGUUCUUCGUUA